Molecule: messenger RNA, 894 nt
Organism: Histoplasma mississippiense
Lineage: Eukaryota; Fungi; Ascomycota; Eurotiomycetes; Onygenales; Ajellomycetaceae
Exons: 7
Coding region: 1-894 (297 amino acids)
Biological process (GO): protein folding
Cellular component (GO): endoplasmic reticulum membrane
Source: RefSeq, a predicted model, not a curated record
AUGGGAUCGACUCAAUUUGGCAAUUUUCUUAAGCUUUGUCGAGACUCGGCUCUCCCAGUUUGCAAUCUUUUCGUUGCUGAUAACCAACCGCCAAAUGGGAAAUUCGGCGGAUGUGCCCUUAGGGGAAUCAAUCUGAGUGGUGAUAGGAACCUGGCGAACCUAGGAGCCAUCCUCUUUGCCGUGACGGCCCUAUUGCUCAGUGCGUUCUUAUUAUGGAAAUCGGAGCGGAAGAAGGCCGCGGUGGGAAGAAGGGAAAUUCAAUUGUUUUUACUGGGAUAUAUGAUAAUUCAGCUCUGUGAGAUUUUCACCAUUGGAGGAAUUCCCAUCUCUGAUAAUGUCAGAAAAGGAUUUACUGCCAUUCACCUAGGUGCCAUUGCCGCAACAGCCUGGAUAUUACUUCUCAAUGCGAUCGUUGGGUUUCAGCUACUCGAUGACGGCACUCCAGUCUCAGUCGGGCUUCUCCUUGCUUCCGGAGCCAUCCUGUUCAUUGGCACCGGCUAUAUCGCUUUGGACACUGGCUUUCGAUGGACCGGCCAUUUCGACCCGAGUUUGAACGGUGAAAACCGAAAUAUAGGUCUCUAUGUCCUAUAUCUGCUAUUUCCACUGAUUUGCUUGGUUACCUUCUUUGCGCUGGAAGCGGUAUUAGUCCUGCGUAUCCUUGGUGAAUUAAGGCCUUUGUUAUACCUCAGCGCAGCCGGUCUGCUUUUUGCCAUUGGUCAAAUUUUCCAAUUCGUCAUCAGUACCCACCUUUGUCAAGCAUCCAAUGGGAAGAUAAACGGAUCCCUCUUUGCGACUCUCUUCACAGAACUUUCUGUGGGAGCAAUAUGGAUAUUCUGGAGUAGCAUUACCGAAGACGACUGGCCUAUGACUGUUGGAAGUGGUGGUUAUAACUGA